Acanthochromis polyacanthus (spiny chromis) is the source of this 2741-nucleotide messenger RNA. RefSeq names its product potassium inwardly rectifying channel subfamily J member 8 (gene kcnj8). Lineage: Eukaryota; Metazoa; Chordata; Actinopteri; Pomacentridae. The coding region runs from base 364 to 1623 and encodes 419 amino acids. Gene Ontology annotation, cellular component: plasma membrane. Gene Ontology annotation, biological process: potassium ion import across plasma membrane; regulation of monoatomic ion transmembrane transport. The transcript has 6 exons. Gene Ontology annotation, molecular function: ATP-activated inward rectifier potassium channel activity. The record is from RefSeq and is a predicted model, not a curated record.
UCGUUGUUAGAUUCAGGAGACUCCGAUAAAGUCAGUCCUUUAAAAGCUGUGAGAAAUGCGCACGGGUUCUGCAAUUCCGUGUUUUCCGACUGUCCUUGAGGAGUCCUUGAAGGCAGCAGCGUCCUGGUCUGAGCGGUUCUGGACUCUGGAAGUCAAACUACGUCAACAGGAGCCUCAGAGGAGCCGGACGGAGGCGGCGCGCUGCGUUCACUCCGAAACAUCCCCGAAAAGUCAACGGAGGUGAAACGACUAGUGCAUCUUGGAUCGUUUUCCAGCAGGUGGACAUGUUGGAUCCGCGCGUAAAGACGCACUGAGGACGGAUUUAAAAGUACAUUUUUGCUACUUCUUGAGCAGGAGAAGAAGAUGCUGGCGAGAAAAAGCAUCAUCCCGGAGGAGUUCGGGCUGCCGGGACUCGCCUCUCGGAUGCCCCGCAAGCCGGUGUUCCGGGACCGCGUCAACAAAGCGCGCUUCAUCGCCAAGAACGGUUCGUGCAACUUGGCGCACAAGAACAUCCGCGAGCAGGGCCGCUUCCUGCAGGAUGUCUUCACCACGCUGGUGGACCUGAAAUGGCGCUUCACGCUGGUCAUCUUCACCACUACGUUCGUCAGCAGCUGGCUGCUGUUCGCCAUGAGCUGGUGGCUGGUGGCGUUUGCGCACGGAGACCUGGAUCCGUUGCGGCAAAACGGGACCCACUGCGUCACCGACGUCAAGUCAUUCACAUCGGCCUUCCUGUUCUCCAUUGAGGUUCAGGUGACCAUCGGCUUCGGGGGACGGAUGAUAACAGAACAGUGUCCGACCGCCAUCACCGUCCUCAUCCUGCAAAACAUCGUGGGACUCAUCAUCAACGCUGUCAUGCUGGGUUGCAUCUUUAUGAAAACAGCUCAGUCGAACCGUCGUGCAGAAACUCUGAUCUUCAGCCGACAUGCUGUGAUCGCUGUUAGAAACAACCGCCUGUGUUUCAUGAUCCGAAUUGGAGAUCUGAGGAAGAGUAUGAUCAUCGGAGCUACAGUCAGGUUACAGGUGGUGAGGAAGACGACCACACCUGAGGGGGAGGUGAUUCCCAUCCAUCAGAUCGACGUCCAGACGGAGAGCGCUGUCGCCAGUAACAGCCUCUUCCUGCUCGCACCGCUCAUCAUCUGCCAUGUCAUCGACAAAAACAGCCCGCUGUACGAUCUGUCGGCGAUGGAGCUCCAGUGCAGCGACCUCGAGGUCAUCGUCAUCCUGGAGGGAGUCGUGGAGACGACCGGCAUCACCACGCAGGCCCGGACCUCCUACGUCUCAGAGGAGAUCCAGUGGGGUCACCGCUUCGUUCCCAUAGUAACAGAGGAGGAGGGCGUAUACUCGGUGGACUACUCCAAGUUCGGAAACACAGUCAGGGUGGCGACGCCUCGCUGCAGCGCCCGAGAGCUGGACGAGAAGCCGUCCAUCUUAAUCCAAACCCUGCAGAAGAGCGAGCUGUCGCACCAGAACUCGCUGAGGAAGAGGAACUCGAUGCGACGGAACAACUCCAUGCGUAAAGGAGCAGGAAGCAGCGGGAGUCUUCGAAGGAACAACUCUGGACUCGCUAAAGUCCAGUUCUUCGCCCCGACCGAUGGAGGCCAGAACCUGAACGGUGUCACCUGACAUGAGGCCUCCCUGCUGCUGGCCGCCCUGCUGCUCCUGCUGGGGAAAAGGAUUCUGGGUGUCGGAGUUUCUGCUUCCCUUACGGGACUCGUUCUUUCUCUGUUCCCCGCAUUAUUUCGACUCAUGUUUCGACACGUUUACUGCUAACGUUGCUCAUGUUCACCUGCAUGGAGUAAUGAGGUUGUUUUUCAGAUUGUUUCUCUGAUUCCUGCAGUUCAGCCGCACAGUUAAACCGGUCAACGGAACAUUUCAGUGCACCGACUAAAACCCACAACAUGAAUAACAAGAUGGAGAACAACUGGCUCCUCAGCAAAGACACAAAAACACAUUUAGAGUGACAUUUUCUCAAAGCAAAGUCGAAUGAUUUAUUAUUAUUUAUAUGACCCAAAAUCAGUCUUUAAAUCUUUACAGUGUAAACAACUUGUAAAGAAAAAGCACUUUUCAGGUACAGGCUAAAUGCUGUACUUGCAGUUAGAUGCAUCUCAGAAAGACUGACUUGAAGGUAGUGAAUAUUUCUGCAAUAACCUAUUUUAACUUUGAUAUGAAAGAGUCUUCAUUCUGUUAAUCCUUGUCCAAAAACCAAAAUUGAAUUGACCAUGAUUCAGUGUUUAAAAGCACUUAGCUGAAAAAAUCAAAUGGAAAUGUUAACGAGGUGAAAAAUACUUGAUUUUUACCAGAUGGGGUCUUUAGCUGAUGCGUUGCACACUUCUAAGUUAUCAGAAGGUAUUCAGAUUAAUCAAAAUGUUAGUAGACUAUCAAAAUAAUUGCCAGUUUUUGUAGGUUUACUGUAGCCUCAGGAUGCACUUGGUAAAAGUUGCUUUGGUACCCCAAAAAGUUCAGCUUACACACUCCUGAGUAUUGCAGAGCUUUAAGCCAGUGUUUAAUCAUCUGCAGGUGAUUAGAAGAAGCUUCAUUUCAAAUGAUCAUAACAGCAGUAAUUACAAUAGUCCAGUUUUUACGCCAAGUUUACUGUUUUGGGGGAAACGCUAAAGUAAUGUUUUCUUACCCAUUAAAGUCACAGUUUGACUACUAAACGUGGUGAAUAGUGACGAUCAAUCACUGUACUGUAAUGUCAUUUUUCACUUCUGUGUUGUUUGACAAUAAAUGCACCAACUUUA